AAGGAAGUCCUGAGUGAGAUGAAGGCAACUUUUUAGGGCUGGUUUACGCCCUUCAGAGACACACGGCUCUGUCCACGCCUCUUGCGCUCACUCUGGUAGCGUUACAGCACCCGGGAGCACCAUGUCGUGCAUGCGUAAAGAACCCGAAAUAAGCAAAACUGAGGAAUUACGCCACCAUGCCAGGAGCCAGAAGGUGAUACAAACGAACGUAAAGCUUCUAGGUAUGGAGGGCGAUCCAGACCUCCAGUUCCUCUUGAAAGGAGGAGACCUCCUUAAGGUCAAGUCUCACUCUUGGAAGAAGACCCGCUUUUUCAAACUCCAAGAGGACUGCAAGACCAUGUGGCUCGCCGUCGGCGAUAUCUCCGUGGUGCGGAUCGGCCGCCAGUCGGAGGGCCUGAGGAAGAACACGGAGGAGCAGGUGGAGGGCCGCUGCUUCUCCAUCAUGUUUAAGGGUCACCGCAAGAACCUGGACCUCAUCGCCAGCUCGGAGGAGGAGGCCAGGCAGUGGGUGAAGAGCCUGGAGAAGCUGGUGUCCAACAUCAGCAACCUGAGCCGCCAGCAGACCAGGGAGCACUGGAUCUUCAGCUGCCUGAGGAAAGCCGACAAGAACAAAGACGACAAGCUGAGCCAGUCGGAGGUCAAGAGCUUCCUGCGUCUGAUCAACAUCGAGAUGGACGACGAGUACGCGGAAAUGAUCUUCAAGAAAUGCGACAAAUCCAAAUCUGGGUUCCUGUCUGGGGAGGAGAUCGAACAUUUUUAUGACCUGCUGACCCAUCGAGAGGAGAUCGACGUCAUCUACGGGGAGUACGCCAAAAGCACGGGCUUCAUGAGCCCCGACAACCUGGUGGACUUCCUGCUGAAGGAGCAGAGGGAGAAGGCCACCCUGUCCGACGCGCAGAAAAUCAUCGAGAAGUACGAGCCGGACGAGCACGCCAAAGCGAAGAAGCUGCUCUCCAAAGAUGGCUUCCUCAUGUAUCUGCACCAUCCCGAGGCUAUGGUCCUCAACCCCGAGAACAAGGGGCUGUACCAGGACAUGCACCAGCCUCUCAACCACUACUUCAUCUCCUCCUCCCACAACACCUACCUCAUGGAGGAUCAGCUCAAAGGGCCCAGCAGCACCGAGGCCUACGUCAGGGCUCUGCUGAAGGGCUGCCGGUGCGUGGAGCUGGACUGCUGGGACGGGUCAGACGACGAGCCCGUCAUCUACCACGGCUACACCCUCACCUCUAAGAUCCUCUUCAAGGAUGCGAUCAAGGCCAUCAAGGAGUAUGCCUUCAAGACGUCCGACUACCCGGUCAUCCUCUCCCUGGAGAACCACUGCAGCGUGGAGCAGCAGGCGGUCAUGGCCCGACACAUGAGCUCCAUCCUGGGGAGCGCCCUGGUCACGUCGCCCCUGGGCGAGGGCAUGCCCAGCGACUUCCCAUCUCCGGAGGAAUUAAAAGGAAAGUUCCUGAUCAAGGGGAAGCGACUAAACAAGCUGGAGGCCGCCUUCGCCGAGGAGGCAGCAGCCGAGGACACCGGCGUGACGGAGGAGGAAGACUCCAACGACGAUGAUGAGGAGGAGGAGCAAAAGGAGAAGAAGAGCAAGAAAAAGCUGAAGUUGGCCAAAGAGCUGUCCGACAUGGUGGUCUACUGCAAGAGCGUCCACUUCCACGGCUUUGAGGACGCCAGGAAGAACCUCAGCUUCUAUGAGAUGUCGUCCUUUAAGGAGGGAAAGGCCAUGAAGCUGGUGGAGGAGUCGGCUAAUGCUUACAUCCGCCACAACGUGGACAAACUGAGCCGCAUUUAUCCAGCGGGCUCCAGGACCGACUCCUCCAACUACAACCCGGUUCCCCUGUGGAACGCCGGCUGCCAGAUCGUGGCCUUGAACUUCCAGACAAACUGCACAGACAUGGAUAUCAACCAGGGGAAAUUCCUGGUCAACGGCAAGAGCGGCUACGUCCUCAAGCCGGAGUUCAUGAGGGAGGCGGCCACGGAGUUCGACCCCAUCACGCUGACCAGAGGAGACUGGCUGAAGCACAAGAUGCUGCACGUCAUGGUGAGGCCGCCGGGGCGAGGCCCCGCCCUCCGAUGGCCGCCGGGCGCCAAACCGGGUACCAAACCGGAUACCAAACCGGGCAUCAUAUCGGCCCAGCAGCUCCCCAAAGUCAACCAGAAGAAGUCCUCCAUCGUGGACCCGCUGGUCAAGGUGGAGGUCUACGGCGUGCCGGCCGACGUGGCGGAGAAAGAGACAGCGCCCGUAUCCAACAACGGCUUUAACCCCGCCUGGAAUGAGAACUUCCAGUUCGACGUGUACGUGCCUGAGCUGGCGCUGGUCCGCUUCCUCAUCGAGGACCACGACUCCACGUCGGACAACGAGUUCGUGGGCCAGUACACGCUUCCCUUCAACAGCCUGCAGAUGGGAUACAGACACGUGCCCCUGCUGGAUCGGAACGGAAACCUCCUCCCCUCCGCCGGACUCUUUGUACACAUCAUGGUUGUUGAUGCCUAAUGAGACGUCGCUGAUCGCCUGCCCCCGGCCCGGACGCGCUCCUCCUCCAGAGCCAUGAUUUAGUUCAUCUGUAUUGUUCUAGAUUAUUAUUUUUUUCCUUAACACUUUUUUAGCUCACAAUUAACUUAUUGGUUUAAUUUCUGCUGCCUGUCUGAAAAGCCACUGCAAAAACUUAGGAAAGUACCACCAUCAUUUAGGACGAGAGUAUUACAAGGGUUGUAUUUAUUUUUGAGGUGUAUUACUUUUUCUUUUUUUUUUUGUGCUUUUUUGUUAAGUGUAUUUGCCAAAUUCUUAGUUAGGUUGGUGUUUGUUCAAAUCUUUUUACUCAUAUGAAUAUGUGAUGACAUGCAGAGAAGCGUAUGCUCAAAUGAAUCACUGUUGCCAUUAGUAAUUUUAGUCACUUCUUUUUUUAGGGAGUUAUGUAAUCAUGUUUUGUAAAUCAUUAGUGAAGAUGCUGUCAUAGUAGUAAAGCACAAUCUUUGUCACUUUUUUUAAAAUUUAUUCCCCACCACCACAACCACAGUGCAGGUAUUUUGAAACCUUCCUGAGAAGUUUCAUUUUUAAUAUAGGCGGCAUAGGCUAAGUAGCUUCUUCCAGAAUUCAAAUCACUGAUAAGUGAACUUUGAACAAACACACCUUCAGUACACAGUGUCAUUUUAGUGGGGUGGAGACAAAGUUUCUGAAUUUGAAACGCUAACAAUCGACUGCUCCCCAGACAGAAUAAAGAUUUUUCUUCUAUUGCUUUAGGAAAUGAUCUCAAAUGGUGUAAAGUUAUAAAUUAAACAUGAAUAUUUAUCAUAGGGUUGUUACAUUCUACAUAGACAAGGAGCACCAUGCAAGAGAUGGAAAAUGUGAUUCUUUUUUUUUUCUUUAAACAAAAAUCUGCAGAUUUGAAAUGAGCUUCACAGGCCUUUCGUACCCAACCUGUCAGGGAUAGUUGGAAUGUGACAGCAGUACUGAUAUCACGUCUGUGGCAGCACUGAAGGGUGUAAAAGACCUUCAAUAUCAGAUAUAUUAGGCACACACUGUACUGUUUAAGUUUUUAUAAAGCUAAAAUAAAAUGGAUGGGUCACUCUGCAAUAGAGAACAGAUAGUGCAGAACUUUAUGAAAAAAGAUGGCCUCUUGCACUGUGCAGCCAACAAAAUAUGGAAGACUUCUCAGUCUCAGCAAAAUCCUGAGACAUUACCCUGAGCUAAGGAAAAUAUGUACAAGUCAG
Molecule: messenger RNA, 3708 nt
Organism: Menidia menidia (Atlantic silverside)
Lineage: Eukaryota; Metazoa; Chordata; Actinopteri; Atheriniformes; Atherinopsidae
Source: the annotation of a GenBank genome assembly